Leptopilina boulardi is the source of this 1107-nucleotide messenger RNA. RefSeq names its product sarcoplasmic calcium-binding protein (gene CBP). Gene Ontology annotation, biological process: mitochondrial calcium ion homeostasis; calcium import into the mitochondrion. Gene Ontology annotation, cellular component: uniplex complex. Bases 144 to 935 code for a protein of 263 amino acids. The record is from RefSeq and is a predicted model, not a curated record. The transcript has 6 exons. NCBI's taxonomy places the organism in Eukaryota, Metazoa, Arthropoda, Insecta, Hymenoptera, Figitidae. Gene Ontology annotation, molecular function: calcium ion binding.
GCGCUCACGAUACAAAAAGACCCGGCUUUCGUUGUUUAUGUUUAGUUUGAAUCGAGCGCUCUAAACGAUCGUACAAGUGAGUUUAAAAAAAAAAAAAUUUGCGAAAAUAAAACAAUUUUUCUUUUGCAUCAAGCAGAAAAAAAAUGGCAACAACACUUCUUCGAAUGGGACUACGUUCUGUAGUUUUAAAAGGAGUUUUUGAAAAAAGAUCCAUUCCAGCUAUUGGUAACGCCCUCAUUGAUGCUGAGAGGCGUCAUCUUCAACAAGAACAAAAAUUACAAUUUGCUGUAGCAAAACAUUAUAUGAGCAGCAAAAGAAACGUUCAUCAUUCCAGAGCCACAGCAUCUUUGGAUGAAGAAAGCGAUAGUGACAGCGAUAGUGAUGAUGAACCAGAAAGGACUGAAUCCAAUUUCUGGAGAAGAAAGAUGAGAACACUUCAUAGUCAUUUAGAUGUUAAUAAAGACGGCGUUAUUAGUUAUGACGAUUUUAUGCUACUUGGAGAAAGAUUCGCGAAUUUGGGACAUUUAACGACGGAGGAGAAAAAGGAAUUUCAACAUGUUCUUAAUGAAAUAUGGGAAGAACAGUGGGGAGAAAUAAGCCCUUAUAAUCUUAUUGGUGUUGAACAAUAUCUCGAAAGAAUGCAACAUGUUCUUGAGGAUGAAUCUUUAAAAAAAAAGUGUCACAAUUUCCUUCCUUUUCUUUUCAAAGCUGUUGAUAGAAAUAAUAAUGGAGAAAUUUCCGUACAAGAAUAUCAAUUAUUCUUCGAGUGUCUUGGACUCUCACAUGAUGAUGCUGUAAUAGCUUUUAGUCAUAUUGACCAAAACGACGAUGGAAAAAUUAAUCUUAAAGAAUUCGUAAAACAUGGACGUGAAUUCAUCGUCUCUCAUGAUCAUUCAAAGCCCAGCAAGUAUUUUUGGGGACCAUUAGACGACUGAAAAAAAAAAAUUACAUUUUGUGUACAAAAAAAAAAAAAAUUGUGAUAUUUACACUUAUAAUUUUACUGAUUUUCGAAUGUAGUCCAUUAGCUGUAAGAUAGAUUCUAAGUUAUUUGUAGGCAAUUUUUUUAUACAAAAAAAAAACUGAAAUAAAUGACUGAAAAUAACAAAA